GAAGAGAGAGAAACAUAGACAAUUAUAUGUAUAGCUUCUCUCUCUAUAUCUCUCUCUGCUUUUGGUGGUGAGCUUCUUCUUCUUCUCCUUCUUUGCUCGCUCGCUUCCAUUUCACGAAACCAAUUGAUACUCUAAGCUGCCCCUACAUUUCUCUCUCCUUCGCUUUCUCUCUCUUAAGGAGGGUUGAUGAUUUAAACUGUGUUUCUGAGGCAGAUCUGGAGAAGGGCAGGUUUCUUGGUUGAUUUUCUUUGGAAUUGUGAAGUAAAGCAAAGCUGGCGGCGACACUGUCUUGGAGGUUUGCCAGCAAUGGCAGCAGCCUUGCCACUAAUGAUUUGGAAAGAAAUGGUGAUAUGAAAGUUCAAGAUUCAGAGCCUCCAACUCCACUUUCUGUUGCAAAGAUGGGGUCAAGAGAUCGUAGUGGCAUGGAGGAUCCAGAUGGGACAUUGGCAAGCGUUGCCCAAUGCAUUGAGCAACUACGACAGAGUUCCUCAUCUAUACAAGAGAAGGAGUAUUCAUUGAAGCAAUUGCUGGAACUUGUUGAUACACGUGAAAAUGCUUUCAGUGCUGUUGGAUCUCACUCCCAGGCAGUACCAGUGCUUGUUUCUCUUCUUCGAUCAGGAUCGCUUGGUGUGAAGAUACAAGCUUCUACUGUAUUAGGUUCUCUAUGUAAGGAGAAUGAACUGCGGGUAAAGGUCUUGCUUGGUGGAUGCAUUCCACCUUUGCUUGGUUUACUCAAGUCAAGUUCAGCAGAAGGUCAAGUUGCUGCAGCAAAGACUAUUUAUGCAGUUUCUCAAGAUGGUGCUAGGGAUCAUGUUGGAUCAAAAAUAUUUUCAACUGAAGGGGUUGUGCCAGUGCUUUGGGACCAGCUAGGAAAUGGACACAAGAAUGGUAAUUUAGUUGAUGAGUUGUUGACUGGGUCACUAAGGAACCUUUCAACUAGCACAGAGGGAUUCUGGACAGCAACAUUACAAGCUGCAGGAGUGGAUAUACUUGUAAAGUUGCUGAAAACUGGACAGUCAAGCACUCAAGCUAAUGUUUGCUUUCUUCUGGCAUGUGUGAUGAUGGAGGAUGCAUCUGUUUCUUCUAAGGUACUUGCUGCAGAGGCAACCAAACAACUACUCAAGCUCUUGGGACCUGGUAAUGAUGCUCCUGUUAGAGCAGAAGCUGCAGGGGCUCUUAAAUCUCUCUCUUCUCAGUGCAAAGAAGCAAGACGUGAGAUAGCUAAUUUUAAUGGUAUUCCGGUUCUAAUAAAUGCUACAAUAGCCCCUUCAAAAGAAUUUAUGCAGGGUGAGUAUGCUCAAGCAUUGCAGGAGAAUGCUAUGUGUGCUUUAGCAAACAUUUCUGGUGGUUUAUCAUAUGUCAUAUCAAGUCUUGGUCAAAGCCUUGAAUCAUGUUCUUCACCUGCCCAAGUUGCUGACACCUUAGGGGCUUUAGCUUCGGCUCUGAUGAUAUAUGAUAGCAAAGCAGAAUCAACUAGAGCUUCAGAUGCGUUGGAUGUUGAGCAGACUUUGCUUACACAAAUCAAACCUCGGUUGCCAUUUCUUGUGCAGGAACGAACUAUAGAAGCCCUGGCCAGUUUAUAUGGAAAUCCUAUACUCUCAACUAAACUUGCAAAUUCUGAUGCAAAACGUUUGCUUGUUGGUUUGAUCACAAUGGCAACAAAUGAAGUUCAGGAUGAGCUUGUAAGAGCACUUCUUACACUUUGCAACAAUGAUGGAAGUCUAUGGCGUGCACUUCAGGGCCGUGAAGGGGUUCAACUCUUGAUAUCUCUUCUUGGACUUUCAUCUGAACAGCAACAGGAAUGUGCAGUUGCACUUCUUUGUCUGUUAUCUAAUGAAAAUGAUGAAAGUAAAUGGGCUAUUACUGCUGCUGGUGGCAUCCCUCCUCUGGUUCAGAUUUUAGAAACUGGGUCUGUGAAAGCCAAAGAAGAUUCAGCAACAAUCCUUAGGAAUCUCUGCAAUCACAGUGAAGAUAUACGUGCAUGUGUUGAAAGUGCUGAUGCUGUUCCUGCACUUUUAUGGCUUCUCAAGAAUGGAAGUCCUAACGGGAAAGAAAUCGCAGCUAAGACUUUGAAUCAUUUAAUCCACAAAUCUGAUACUGCAACAAUUAGCCAGCUGACUGCAUUAUUAACCAGUGAUCUUCCUGAUUCUAAAACAUAUGUUUUGGAUGCAUUAAGAAGUAUGCUUUCUGUGGUUCCUCUCAAUGAUAUAUUGCGUGAAGGUAGUGCUGCUAAUGAUGCAAUUGAGACAAUUGUUAAAAUUUUGAAUUCAACCAAAGAAGAGACUCAAGCCAAGUCUGCAUCUGCUUUAGCUGGAAUAUUUGAAUCUAGGAAAGAUUUACGUGAAAGUGGCUUUGCUGUUAAAACUCUUGGGUCAGUUAUGAAGUUGCUUAAUGUUGAAUCUGAAAAUAUCCUGGUUGAGGCCUCACGUUGCCUUGCUGCAAUCUUUCUUUCAAUCAAGGAGAAUAGAGAUGUGGCUGUUGUUGCUAGAGAUGCGUUGUCUCCAUUAAUUAUCCUUGCUAAUUCUUCUGCUCUAGAUGUUGCAGAGCUGGCAAUGUGUGCUUUGGCAAAUAUUAUUCUGGAUAAUGAAGUUUCAGAGAAGGCAGUAGCUGAAGAAAUUAUUCUGCCUGCUACAAGGGUUUUGCGUGAGGGUACUGUCUCCGGUAAAACCCAUGCUGCAGCAGCAAUUGCUCGUCUCCUUCAGUCUCGCCAAAUUGACUUUGCAAUAAAUGAUUGUGUUAAUCGUUCUGGAACUGUUCUUGCAUUAGUUUCUUUUAUAGAAUCUGCUAACAGUGGAUCUAUUGCCACAACAGAGGCACUGGAUGCACUUGCAAUUCUGUCCAGGUCUGGUGGAGUUAAUGGGCAGAUCAAACCUGCAUGGGCAGUUUUGGCUGAAUACCCCAAAAGCAUAACCCCUAUAGUUUUAUCUAUUGCCGAAGCAUCACCCACACUGCAGGAUAAGGCUAUUGAAAUAUUGUCACGACUUUGCAGAGAUCAGCCUGUUGUUCUCGGAGACACAGUUGCUAUUGCCACUGGAUGUAUAUCAUCAAUUGCCAAAAGGGUGAUCAAUUCUACAAACUCGAAAGUUAAAAUUGGAGGAGUUGCACUUCUUAUUUGUGCUGCAAAAGUUAGUCACCAGAGAGUGGUGGAAGAUCUUAGUCAGUCAAAUUCAUGCGCCCUUCUCAUUCAAUCUCUUGUAAUGCUCAGUUCUUCUCAGUCUUCUACAGAAAAUAUAGUGGUUAAUGACAAAGAGUCCAUUGGCAUUUUCAGACAUACUAAAGAAGAAACAAGGAAAGAUGAAUCUGCUAUGAGCACAGCAGUUAUUUCUGGUGUUGAUUUAUCUAUAUGGUUACUCUCUGUACUUGCCUGUCAUGAUGAAAAGAGCAAAAAAGUUAUUAUGGAGGCUGGAGCUGUUGAAGUCCUCACAGACAGGAUCUCAAAUUGUUCUUCUCGCUAUUCUCAGAUUGAUUUUCAAGAAGAUAACAGCAUAUGGAUUUGUGCUUUAUUGCUAGCAAUUUUGUUCCAAGACAGAGAUAUCAUAAGAUCACAUGCAACCAUGAAAAGUAUCCCAGCAGUUGCCAGCAUGUUGAGGUCAGAGGACUCAACAAACAGAUAUUUUGCUGCUCAGGCGGUGGCCAGUCUUGUUUGCAAUGGUAGCAGGGGAACACUUCUAUCUGUUGCAAACUCUGGUGCAGCAGGUGGGCUUAUUUCUCUACUUGGCUGUGCUGAUGGUGAUAUAAGCGAUCUUCUUGAUUUGUCAGAGGAGUUUGGUUUGGUGCGUUAUCCUGAUCAGGUGGCUCUUGAGAGGUUGUUUAGAGUCGAUGACAUAAGGGUUGGUGCUACUUCUCGGAAAGCGAUACCUUUACUUGUUGAUCUUCUUAAACCUAUUCCUGAUCGUCCUGGGGCACCAUUUCUGGCACUUGGGAUUCUGACUCAGCUUGCAAAGGACUGUCCAUCAAACAAAAUUGUCAUGGUAGAGUCGGGAGCUUUGGAGGCUCUGACUAAGUAUCUAUCACUUGGUCCCCAAGAUGCAACUGAGGAAGCUGCUACUGAUCUAUUAGGUCUUCUCUUCAGCAGUGCUGAAAUCAGAAAACAUGAAUCUGCAUUUGGUGCUGUUGGUCAACUUGUAGCAGUUUUACGGUUAGGAGGAAGGGCAGCCAGGUAUAGUGCUGCCAAAGCACUCGAAAGCCUGUUUUCUGCUGAUCAUAUAAGGAAUGCUGAAACUGCCCGCCAAGCUGUUCAACCCUUGGUAGAGAUUCUCAAUACUGGCCUGGAAAGAGAACAACAUGCUGCUAUUGCUGCACUUGUUAGGUUGUUGAGUGAAAACCCAUCAAGAGCCCUUGCAGUAGCAGAUGUUGAAAUGAACGCUGUAGAUGUUCUUUGCAGAAUCCUUUCAUCUAGCUGUUCAAUGGAGCUGAAAGGAGAUGCUGCUGAAUUGUGUUGUGUUCUUUUUGGAAAUACAAGAAUCAGGUCGACAAUGGCUGCUGCACGAUGUGUUGAACCUUUGGUGUCUCUUCUUGUAAGUGAGUUCAGUCCUGCACAGCAUUCAGUUGUCCGUGCGUUGGAUAAGCUCGUUGAUGACGAGCAACUGGCAGAACUGGUUGCUGCUCAUGGUGCAGUUAUUCCUCUUGUUGGCCUUCUCUAUGGUAAGAAUUACUUGCUUCAUGAGGCUAUUUCUAGAGCUCUUGUGAAGCUAGGGAAAGACAGGCCUGCUUGUAAGAUGGAAAUGGUGAAAGCUGGAGUGAUUGAAAGCAUACUUGAUAUCCUGCACGAAGCUCCAGAUUUUCUCUGUGCAGCUUUUGCAGAAUUGCUACGGAUAUUGACCAACAAUGCUAGCAUUGCUAAGGGAACAUCUGCUGCAAAAGUGGUUGAGCCUCUUUUUGUGUUGUUAACAAGAUCAGAAUUUGGUCCUGAUGGGCAGCAUAGUGCGUUACAAGUUCUUGUUAAUAUUUUAGAGCAUCCACAAUGUCGUGCUGAUUAUACUUUAACAUCCCACCAAGCAAUCGAACCACUUAUCCCGUUACUUGAUUCUCCUUCUCCGGCAGUACAACAGUUGGCAGCAGAGCUUCUAUCGCAUUUACUUUCAGAGGAACAUCUACAAAAGGAUCCUGUUACUCACCAAGUGAUUUCUCCCCUAAUACGCGUUCUCGGCUCUGGUAUUCACAUAUUGCAGCAAAGAGCUGUGAAAGCUCUUGUUAGUAUAGCACUAACAUGGCCUAAUGAAAUCGCAAAAGAGGGUGGUGUUAUAGAACUGUCCAAAGUGAUACUGCAAAGUGAUCCUUCCCUUCCCCAUGCUUUGUGGGAGUCUGGCGCUUCUGUUUUAUCCAGUAUUCUGCAAUUUAGCUCUGAAUUUUAUUUGGAAGUCCCUGUUGCUGUGUUGGUAAGGUUGCUUCGUUCUGGAUCAGAAGGUACGGUAACUGGUGCUUUGAAUGCUCUGCUAGUUCUGGAGAGUGAUGAUGCAACCACUGCUGAGGCAAUGGCGGAAAGCGGUGCCAUAGAGGCUCUGUUGGAACUUCUCAGAUGCCACCAGUGUGAGGAGACUGCUGCAAGACUAUUGGAAGUACUGUUGAACAAUGUGAAGAUUAGAGAAACUAAAGUUACAAAGGCUGCUAUCUUACCAUUGUCUCAGUACCUCUUGGAUCCCCAAACCCAAGCUCAGCAAGCAAGAUUACUGGCUACUUUGGCUCUUGGUGAUCUAUUUCAGAAUGAGGGCCUUGCUCGAAGUGCUGAUGCUGUUUCAGCUUGCCGUGCUUUGGUUAAUGUGCUUGAAGAACAACCAACUGAAGAAAUGAAAGUUGUAGCCAUAUGUGCCUUGCAAAAUCUUGUCAUGUAUAGCCGAUCUAAUAAAAGAGCGGUUGCCGAGGCUGGUGGGGUUCAGGUUGUGUUGGAUUUGAUUGGUACCAGUGAUCCAGAAACAGCUGUUCAGGCUGCAAUGUUUGUUAAACUUUUAUUUUCAAAUCAUACGAUUCAAGAGUAUGCUUCUAGUGAAACUGUCAGAUCCAUCACUGCUGCUAUCGAGAAAGAUUUGUGGGCCACUGGAACUGUAAAUGAGGAGUACCUGAAGGCUCUUAAUUCUCUUUUUGGCAAUUUCCCACGUUUGAGAGCCACUGAACCUGCAACACUAAGUAUUCCUCAUCUUGUUACUUCCCUCAAGACAGGGUCAGAGGCGACUCAAGAGGCUGCCUUGGAUGCACUUUUUCUUCUUAGGCAAGCUUGGUCAGCUUGCCCAGCUGAAGUUUCUAGGGCACAGUCUAUCGCUGCUGCAGAUGCCAUUCCCUUGCUCCAAUACCUGAUCCAGUCUGGUCCACCAAGAUUUCAGGAGAAGGCAGAGUUUUUAUUGCAAUGUUUACCAGGAACAUUGGUGGUCAUAAUCAAGCGUGGGAACAAUAUGAAGCAGUCAGUUGGAAACCCUAGUGUCUUUUGCAAGCUUACACUUGGCAACACUACACCCAAACAAACCAAGAUUGUUUCAACUGGCCCUAACCCAGAGUGGGAUGAGAGCUUUACCUGGUCUUUUGAGAGCCCUCCCAAAGGCCAGAAACUUCAUAUAUCAUGCAAGAACAAGAGCAAAAUGGGAAAGAGUUCGUUCGGGAAAGUAACUAUCCAGAUUGAUCGGGUAGUGAUGCUGGGAGCAGUGGCUGGAGAGUACACCUUGUUGCCAGAAAGCAAAAGUGGGCCAUCCCGGAAUUUAGAAAUUGAGUUCCAAUGGUCUAACAAGUAAAAAACAUAAAAAUACUGAAAAUUUGUUGUUCUACUGCACAUUGAGUUAUUGAUAGAAUUCAUAUUUGGAGGGGAAUUAUUUCUUUCUUAUUCUUUAUUUUCCCAUUUUGGGUUAUUUAUCACAUCCUUGUAAAUAAUGUACCAAAGAUUUUGAUAUAUGCCUUUUUGUUUCUUUCUUGUUCACAGUCUCGAGUGUAGUCAUUGGUGAAUGUAAUAUUUUGUAACUUGAUUUGCCUGAGAAAAUGUAAGCUUUUGAUGUUGUGUGAUUGGUCAA
Molecule: messenger RNA, 6992 nt
Organism: Humulus lupulus (European hop)
Lineage: Eukaryota; Viridiplantae; Streptophyta; Magnoliopsida; Rosales; Cannabaceae
Product: protein CELLULOSE SYNTHASE INTERACTIVE 1
Exons: 8
Coding region: 351-6719 (2122 amino acids)
Biological process (GO): anisotropic cell growth; regulation of cellulose biosynthetic process
Cellular component (GO): cellulose synthase complex
Molecular function (GO): microtubule binding
Source: RefSeq, a predicted model, not a curated record